CCUAAAUUCACGAAACUCAACAGUACAAGUACAACACUAUAUCAGGCUUCUUCUGCCAAAAAAAGUUUCUUCACACAAGUACAAAAUUCAUUCAAAUGUCUUCUGCAACAGCGAACCCAUCGCUCUCUUCUCCUGCACUUUCUCCUUCCUAUUUCCCUUCCCAUCACUCUCUCCUUCGCCGCCAUUUUUCUCUCUCCGUUUCUUCGUUAUCAUCGAACAAGUUCACCGCUGGUCUCAGACUCGUCUCACUUUGCUGUCAAUCUCCUAAUCUUGGUGCCAUUUCGACUGUUUCUGCCAUGUCAGAUUCUUCAUCUUCGCCUUCACCUUCACCUUCGUCUGCCAUUGAUUUUCUGACAUUGUGUCAUAGCCUCAAGGCCACAAAGAGGAAAGGAUGGAUUAAUCAUAGGAUAAAAGGCCCUGAGUCUAUUGCUGAUCAUAUGUAUCGAAUGUCAUUGAUGGGCUUAAUUGCUGGGGAUAUUCCGGGUGUGAACAGGGAGAGAUGUAUCAAGAUAGCAAUUGUACAUGAUAUUGCUGAAGCUAUUGUUGGAGAUAUAACACCCUCUGAUGGCAUACCCAAAGAAGAAAAGAGCAGAAGAGAGCAGGCAGCGCUAAAUGAAAUGUGUGAAGUUCUUGGUGGUGGGAUGAGAGCUGACGAGAUUAAAGAACUCUGGACUGAGUAUGAAAAUAAUUCUUCUUUGGAAGCUAAUCUGGUGAAGGAUUUUGAUAAAGUUGAAAUGAUUCUUCAGGCAUUAGAAUAUGAAACCGAACAUGGGAUGGUUCUCGAUGAGUUUUUCUUGUCAACAGCUGGAAAGUUUCAGACAGAAGUAGGAAAAAGCUGGGCUGCUGAGAUUAUAUCUAGAAGGAAGUCCAACUUGACUAAGUAAAGGAAACUAAACAGCAAACUAACCAAAGUCUUGAUCUUUACUGAAGUGGUUGAUGGCUACUGAAAUCUGGAGUAGCUUUCCCGUGAUUGGUCAACAUGGAAGUAGAUAGUUUUUCACCAUUGCUUUAGCUUGUGAAAGUACAUCCAGAUUCUACUGUUUUACUGAGAUCAGAAAAUAUUUCUGGCACACAUGCAUGCUUCAUGCUUCAUGCUUCAUGCUUCAUGCUGGCUUGAUGACUAGCAUAAUAAAUCGGCCUACUUGCUCCAUGACUAGCAAUGGUGAUCAGAGCUAACUUUGCUGAUUUCUGUCUUAAGUUUUAUCUGAAACUGUCUUCCUAGUCCCCUUUGCCAGUUUUUAUACGGCUAUCGGAGUGUAUGAAAUCUUUCUGCCGUAAGACCUUGCCACAGUUCUAUCACCCAAAAGGAUCCGUAUGUGAUGACUGUGAACCGUGCGCUUCGUUAUGCACUUUCUCCUAUCUGCAACUUUAGGGUAUGUGUUUUUUACUUUCUACUCCGUAGUGCCUAAAAUUUCUUACCAUGUCGAAUCAAAAUACUUGUGAUUAUGGGGCACUUUAAAUGAGGUGCUUAUCAGAACUUCAGAAAAUAGUUCAACCAAUUUUCAAGGACGGAAAUGAGCCUAAGAAAGUUGUUAAUCAAACCCUGAAAACAUGAUAAACCACGAGUUAUUGGUUGAGAAAUGCAAUGCAGAACUGACUUUUACAUGACUCGAAUCGUUAACUUGCACAUUUGAAGAGGAAUGCUACAUCGAUGGUGGACAGCGACAAAAAGAGUUCAUACCCAGGGCAAAAUGGUAUUUUCGCUACAUGAGUUGAAAAGUCAAAUAAAUUACUAAAUAUCGGCAAUAUGACAUUAAUUGAUACAACAAUGACAGUAUUUUAAUAUAAUAAUGACAGUAUUUAUGUAAACGAUGAUAAUACUUAUAUAACACUUGUAUACAUAUUUUUAUCUAUUCAUUUAAUAUGCAACACUUUUAUCUAUUCA
Spinacia oleracea (spinach) is the source of this 1885-nucleotide messenger RNA. RefSeq lists its product as uncharacterized. The coding region runs from base 96 to 884 and encodes 262 amino acids. The record is from RefSeq and is a predicted model, not a curated record. Lineage: Eukaryota; Viridiplantae; Streptophyta; Magnoliopsida; Caryophyllales; Amaranthaceae. Gene Ontology annotation, cellular component: cytoplasm. The transcript has 8 exons. Gene Ontology annotation, molecular function: 5'-deoxynucleotidase activity.